This is a messenger RNA of Melospiza georgiana, 3918 nucleotides long. RefSeq names its product ectonucleoside triphosphate diphosphohydrolase 3 (gene ENTPD3). Gene Ontology annotation, molecular function: GDP phosphatase activity; UDP phosphatase activity. Lineage: Eukaryota; Metazoa; Chordata; Aves; Passeriformes; Passerellidae. The transcript has 13 exons. Gene Ontology annotation, biological process: nucleoside diphosphate catabolic process. The record is from RefSeq and is a predicted model, not a curated record. Gene Ontology annotation, cellular component: plasma membrane. The coding region runs from base 654 to 2189 and encodes 511 amino acids.
ACCACCCUGCCGCACCAGCUGCCAAAAUCCCGAGCGGCGUUUCCGGGAAGCCCCGGAGGAGGGGAGGGCAGGGGAAGGAAGGGAGGGAGGCACGGCCGUGCCAGGGGGUUCUGCGGCGGCAUCUCGGUGCCCUCCCAGCCCCGCUGCAUCCCCUGCGGGGGCGCCCCGGCUGCUCCACUCGCCGCAGAGCCCCUCCCUCCGCCUCACUCAGUCCAUCCGGAUUUCAUUUAUUUUUUUCUUUUUAACCAGCAAGUUGUUUUUUCGUGUGUUUGUUCUCCAUCUGUUUGGAAAUACAGGAGCACGGGGCGGCCACCAGCUCUCUCCACAAAUCCCCCCGGGAGAGGCGCUCCGAGGGUGCUGCCGGCGCUCCGCAUCCCGGGAGCGGGCGGGCAAGCCCGGCUUGCGGAGCACUUGAAACAUUCGCCUGACGACCUCGUCUGAAGUAAAUGGUAACGUGUUUGCAUCCCUCAGGUUACAGCGUUGGGAAAGGCACACGCUUACCCACCCUAUGAACAAACAGAUUUCUGAAAAGAGAAAAAUCACCUCUGAUGAAGACAAAUCCCAGUACCAGAAGUCUGCAUCUCUUGUAGACACCAACCUUGCAUCUCUGGCAGAAGCCUCCAGGUGCACUCAGUGGAGCAGCCUGGCUCAGGAUGCUCACCAGAACCCCGAGUGUUGUUGCCCAAGUGUUCCUUCUUCUAAGCAUAGUCCUUGUUAUUGCCAUUGCAGUGAUUCAGAUAAAUCAGCAACAGGUCCUCUCCCCAGGGCUUAAGUAUGGAAUAGUCCUUGAUGCUGGAUCCUCUCGGACUACAGUCUAUGUCUAUGAGUGGCCGGCAGAAAAAGAAAACAACACGGGAGUAGUGAGCCAAACCUUCAAGUGCAAUGUGAAAGGCCCUGGUAUAUCCAGCUAUGGGAGUAGCCCUGGAGCUCUUGCCAAGCCUCUUGAUGACUGUCUGAAUAAAGUGAAGGAGAGAAUACCAGUUCAUCUACAUAAAAACACUUCUGUUUAUCUGGGGGCUACAGCUGGCAUGAGACUGCUGAGGUUGCAAAAUGAGUCGGCAGCCAAUGAAGUCCUUGCAAGCAUUCAAAGCUACUUCAGAGCACAACCUUUUGAAUUUAGGGGUGCGCAGAUCAUAACUGGGCCAGAGGAAGGGGUGUAUGGAUGGAUAACGGCCAACUAUUUAAUGGGCAAUUUCUUAGAGAGAAACCUUUGGAGGACAUGGGUCCAUCCUUACAGAAAAGAGACCAUGGGUGCACUGGACCUUGGAGGAGCUUCCACUCAAAUUUCAUUUAUCCCUGAGGACCCUGAGGAGCACCUCAAUAGCACCUUGCAAGUGAAGUUGUAUGGUUACAACUACAAUGUCUACACUCACAGCUACCAGUGCUAUGGGAGAGAUGAAGCUGAGAAAAGGCUUUUAGCAUUGCUGCACCAGAAAUCAAAGGCCAGUGCCAAUGUGGAUAAUCCCUGCUACCCUCAAAACUAUAACACAGCAUUAAUGAUGAAGGACUUCUUUGGCAGCCUUUGUACACAGUCUCUGAGACCAGCAAAUUACUACCCAAACCAGCUUGUGAAUUUCCAUGGAACAGGAGACCCAGGUCUGUGCCAGGAGAUGGUUUCUUUAUUGUUUAACCUCACUGCUUGCAGAGACAGAGAGGACUGUCCAUUUAAUGGAAUACAUCAGCCAAAAGUUAAAGGGAAUUUUGUGGCUUUCUCUGGAUUCUACUAUACAAUUAAUGCUUUGAAUUUAUCUGGGCAAUUUUCCCUAGAUGACUUCAAUUCAAGUAUGUGGUUUUUCUGUUCACAGAGCUGGGCACAGCUCCAGUUUAUGCUGCCUAAAUUUGAAGAAAAAUAUGCUAGAUCCUACUGUUUCUCAGCCAAUUUCAUUUAUUACUUGCUUGUACAUGGUUACAACUUCAACGCAGAAACUUGGCCACAGAUACAUUUUCAAAAGGAGGUUGGUAACAGCAGCAUAGCGUGGUCACUUGGUUACAUGUUAAGCCUCACCAACAUGAUUCCAGCAGAAGGGAAGCUGAUCCAGCUGCCUCUGAAACCUUCUCUGUUUGCUGGGCUCCUCAUCUUCCUCACAGCCACGGCACUGCUGUGCCUCCUCUUCCUCGUCUACCUGUGUGUUGUAUCCCAUCAUCGGAAGGACGUCCCUCGCGUGGAACACGUAUUUAAUCCAGAAUGAAUGACCCUGGCUGGAGACAAAUCAAAAAUGUUACAGUGCUACUAAACAGAACUUUAUUUUGCCCCCCAUUUUUCAAAAAUAGAGACAGCAAAGAUGACUUCUGGACCAGAAGCAUAAAUAGAGAAGGGGUACAAAGGAAUCUGUGUUAUGGUGAAUUGGAGUGCUUUUGAAAUGUUUGGGUAAUUGUUUCUGUAAACUUAAUUUGUCCAGUGUGCAGCAGAGAAAACAUGGGCAUAUAUGUCACUUUGCUUUAUAAGGGAUUACUUGCCUUUUCCUGACAGGUGUGUAUAUAUUGUUUUUUUUGUGCAUUAACUCUGUGCUAACUGCUGAGCUCAAGUAGUGAUGGAUUUGAUCACAGUGGCAAUUGUUUAAGAUAAAAUUUUAAACGAGCCAGUAGCAACUGUGGGAGGUGGGAACGUGGUAACUGUCCUUGUGUGCAGUGCUGACUCUAAAAGCCCUGAAGUAACCUAAUUUCUGAAGCUGGAACAAGCACUGGAUAAUGACAAGAAGUGACAGAAGAGAAAGAAAGAGUUGUGAUAGAAUUGUUUUUAUUGCUGUUCCAAAUGGAUUGAUCCCCAUCACAAGAAAGUGUAAUAAACUGUCAACACCUCUCAGAACUUUUGAGCCUGUCAGAGCUAUAUCUUUUGGUACCAUGGAGACCUCAAAACACCUCUGGUCUGGUACAUAAGAUUGGCUUUGGAGGUGUAACAAAAUGCUUUCACACUUUAGUAACUGAACCUAAAUUUAAAUAUCUCAUGGUUGCCUUCAGAAGACACUGGAGUUUUCAGGGUCUUUUUCUAACUUUCACAGAAAUGCUUUUUGUAGUUUUUCAAACUGAAGCCCUGACCUGCAUACCCCACAUAUUGUUGGUCUCAGACAGUGGCAGUCUGAACUGAUUUGACAUGUAUGCAUUAUUUCAGCUCUAUGGGCAGAGUCUCAGAUCUGGACAUUCCAUUAACAUGUUAAGCCCUUCUUUCAAGGCCAAGAGGAACAGGAGCCAGACUCCAGGCCAGCAAACCAUCCUUUUAGCUGCAGUCAUGGCUCCAGUGCCUUGGUCAGCCUCUGCACUGUCCUUCAGCCGCCCUGGGAUCACCUGGCAGGUGCUUCUGUCCAACAUUGUGACUCCUGAGCUUUCCUGCUGCUGCCUUCAUGCAGCAAACAGCUGCCUUCCUUGAAAGCCCAGCCAUUCUUCACCAAACCUCACACUCCCUUAAAUCAUAGCACUCUCUCAGCUUCCAGUAUUGAUUAGGGGAUAGAUAGGAGAACAGUGGCCAGUAUUUUUACACAUAAAUAAUGUUUUUAAUUUCAGUCUUUUGCUUCUAUAUCACCUUCUUAUGUUUGGUGGUGGGGUUGGGGUUUUGUUUUCAUUUGUGCUUUGUUCAUAGGCUGACAGAUGAUUUGAAGGGAGCUAAAUAUCUUUUUAAAUGAAAAAAAGAAAAAAGUGAUUUUUCAAGGAGAUCAAUAGGGCUUUGUCCCUUCUCUAUUGAUAUACUGCUAAGUCUUGUCAGUCUUACUGGAGUAGCAAUAAGGUAAAAGGUAUUAUACGAUGAUGAAGAGCUCUGUGGCAUCAAAGUUAUAUCUGAUAAAGUGUAAAAUUGACUUCAGAGUGCAUGGACAUUACAGAGGCUGGCAUGAGAUAUUUUGUGUGAUGUAUGUGUAACUGCAGUUAUGGGUGAAAAAAACUCAGACAGUUGGAUGAGAGAAUUAAAAUGUUUUCUUUUGUUGCCAA